This is a messenger RNA of Ophidiomyces ophidiicola, 2247 nucleotides long. RefSeq lists its product as uncharacterized. Gene Ontology annotation, cellular component: nucleus. Bases 1 to 2247 code for a protein of 748 amino acids. The transcript has a single exon. Lineage: Eukaryota; Fungi; Ascomycota; Eurotiomycetes; Onygenales; Onygenaceae. Gene Ontology annotation, biological process: regulation of transcription by RNA polymerase II. The record is from RefSeq and is a predicted model, not a curated record.
AUGCUCACCACCACCGCCGCUGCCGCUGCUGCUGCUGCUGCUGCCCGUCCCGCUGCCUGUCCGCCAUCUCCCGCCUCUUCAUCCUCGCCCGCCUCCUCCGCCGCCUCGUCGCCCUUUGCGCGCCACCCUCACCCGCACCCGCACCCGUCGCUGCUGCCGUACCUCGCCGGCCCGUCGUCGUCGCCUGUGUUCUCCGCGCUCGCGUCGCCGCCCGCCGCCGCCUUCGACUUCUCGUUCUGGCCCGAGGAGUCGAUGCUCCCCGUCGCCUCGUCGUCGUUCGCCGCGUCGCUGCCCGGCCUGCGCCCGCCGCCCGUCAAGCUUGACCACUUCUACGACGACGCCUCGUUCGAUCCCGCCUGCGACGCCCCCGCGCCCUUCCUGCUGCACCACGACGCCGCCGGCCUGCCGUUCGACGACUCCGACGACGCCUUCGCACACCUGCUCGCGCCCGCCAAGCGCCCGCCGCCGCCGCCGCCGCUGCUGUUCCCCGGCAUCAGCCACCGCCGCGCCGCGUCCGGCUCGUCUGUCCUCUCGCCGCCGUCGAUAGCGACCUCCGCCGCGUCGGCUUCCGCCCGCUCGUCGCCCGCGCUCACGCCGUACGCGCCCUUCGCCAGUCCUGCGCGGCCGCCGGCCCGCCUUGCGUUGGACGCCGGCGCCGGCGAUGGGAACAUGAGGAAAUCCGUGCUGGACCAUCACCAUAAUAAUAAUAAUAAUACCAAUAACUACAGCCGCCCGCCGUCCGACGCCCACCACCAGCGCCCACAGCCGCCGCCCGCCCGCUCGCCCGCCGCCGCCACCGCCGCCACGGACGAGCCGGCUGGCUUCUACUCCCUGCUCCCGCCCUCCGCCUCCUCGGCCAGCCAUAACUCGCCCGCCACGCCGCAGGCCAGCUUUGCCGACGACCUCGACGAGCUGUCCAAGUCGCUCUCGCACGGCGAGCCACCACCGCCCCUGUCCGGCCCGGACCUGCUGGACCGCUGGUCGCAUCCGCCGUACUCGCAGCCCACCGCGCCGCCAGACCUCAGCAGUGCCGCUGCCCCGCGGCUCCCGGCCGACGCAUACGCCGACGAGCUGUACAGCCCGGCCCUGGCUGGCGCGCCGCCCGACCGUGUGCCGUCGCAGCCGCGCCUCGAGCCCGCCGGUUACGCGCCGUACCGCGGCAGCGUCAUGGCCAACUGCCUGCAGGCCGCGCAGCAGAGCCACAUGACGGCGCGCGCCCACUCGCCCGGCGCCCACAUGGCUGCCGCCGCCGCCGCCGCCGCCCGCCAGCGCUCGCCGUUCCGCCAUGGCUCCCCCUACGCCUACUCCUCGGCCGCGCCCCUCGCGCAGCCGCCGCACGCCGCCUCGGCGCUGCGCGGCAUGGCCCUGAUCGAGUCUGGCGGCGCGCCCGACGCCGACGAGCCCAAGACCAUCUCGCCCAAGGACGCGCUGCUCGACUACCACGACGACGACGCCAGCCUGCCCUUGUUCCCGCCGCCGCCCGAGCCCGCCCAGUUCACGCCCCAGCAGCCCUUCCGCCUGUCGAAUUUCCCGCCGCUGCCGCCGUUCCCGCCACGCUUCCACCCCGCGCCGCCCGACGGCUCGCAGUACUACAUGCCGCAGCCGCCACCGCAGCCACAGCCGCCGCCGCCGCCGCCCCAACAGCAGCAGCAGCAGCAGCACCAGCCCAUGCGCGUCACGCAAGCGCCCCCGCCGCCGCCGCCGGUGCAUCACACCCCCGACUUCCCGCCGUCCAUGGAGGCGACGAACAGUGAACGCACGCCCGGCAUCCUGCGUCCCCCACCACACUCGCCCGUCAAGCGGCCGCGCGACCCGUCAUCCGACUCGGGCACGUACAGCUGCACGUACCACGGGUGCGCGCACCGCUUCGAGACGCCGGCCAAGCUGCAGAAGCACAAGCGCGAGGCGCACCGGCAGACGACGCCGGGCACGCACGGGCUGGCGCGCGACGGCAGCGGCGGCACGACGACGGCGACGGUGAUGCUGCGCGGGUCGCAGGCCGGCCCGCACAAGUGCGAGCGCAUCAACCCGUCGACGGGCAAGCCGUGCAACUCCAUCUUCUCGCGCCCCUACGACCUCACGCGCCACGAGGACACCAUCCACAACGCCCGCAAGCAGAAGGUGCGCUGCCACCUGUGCUCCGAGGAGAAGACCUUCUCGCGCAACGACGCCCUCACCCGCCACAUGCGCGUCGUGCACCCGGACGUCAGCUGGCCCGGCAAGCAGCGCCGCCGCGGCCGAGACUGA